Pomacea canaliculata is the source of this 3899-nucleotide messenger RNA. RefSeq lists its product as uncharacterized. The record is from RefSeq and is a predicted model, not a curated record. Lineage: Eukaryota; Metazoa; Mollusca; Gastropoda; Architaenioglossa; Ampullariidae. Gene Ontology annotation, molecular function: protein binding; mannosyltransferase activity. Gene Ontology annotation, cellular component: endoplasmic reticulum membrane.
AGCUUGUGUGCCGCAGUCGAACAGUAUAGCCAUCAAGUGAUGAAGCCUGCCAAGUUUAUGCCUGCUUAAAAAUUUGGUAACCCUAAUAAAUAAUAAAUAUGAGGGAAAGACAACGCACUGCAGAUAGCAACCGUUUCAAUAGGUCCCCACUCCGAGCUCGCCUUCUCAGUGUUGAAACAUUCGCGGUUUUACCCGAUAACUUACAACAUAUAUCACAAAGUUUCUUUUAUCCGUUUGAUGAUUGCUCGUCUUAACCGAACACAUUUUUCCGACAGCUGUUUUGUUGUGAAAGCGUGUCUAAUGAAGAUACCCUGUUCCUUGUCUUAGUUAUGUGAGAUGCUAACAAGAACAACAACAACAGAAAGUGUGUGUGUGUGGUGGGGUAUCAAUAAACACUUAGUAAACAAAUUUCCAGAUGAGAGGAUCGCUAACGGGUAGCCAAAAGUGACGGUCCUUUCAGUGUAACUCAUUAAGAUCGCACUUGUACGACAGCUACAAAAUAUUGUCACAUUUCUCCUUGGUGGGUGCGACGUGUUCUCGAGGUUAUUACUUCGAUAUUGAGCCUGUGCCCACUCAUAACGCAUUCAGAAUAAGUAGAGCAUACACGCCAUAGAAAUGCACUUGAGUUUCUUGUAGAAAAUUGACCGACUUUUGUCCUGGAUUAUUUACCAAAAGUGCUAGGACUGCUUUCUUUAGCUUUCAGCGCCUUGCAAGUGAAAAGAGUUCGGUGAUUUCACAAACAUGCAUUGCGUAAAAGCGACCUCAGGAGAAUUGAAAGUACCUUGCAAGAAGCAAAGCAGUUGAGAGUCAUGGGAGGACGCUGUCGUUUAUCACACAAACGUCGCAAGAACCACUCACCUCCCGCAGCUGAAGAGCUACACUUUGCUGACUGCGGUGUAAAAACUCCUUUACACUGGCAGAACAACGACAGGCCAGUGGCAGGCGACACUACGGCGGAAAUGAGAAAUUCUUUAUUCUUUCCUUCGUGGAUCCCAUACGUGGUCUGGAUAGGUACCCUAGUGCUGAGAACUACUCACGUCGUGCAGCCAGUCAACUGGUGGGUCUUGCAUCCCGACGAAAUCUUUCAGUCUUCUGAGGUAGCGCACACCGAAGUGUACGGGUUUGGUUUCCGAGCAUACGAAUUUACAAAUGGAGGUUCUGCGGCAGGAGGGAACGUGUCCCUGUUCCGCCAAAGGGAGCUGCAGCUGGGCAUGCGCGCCAUGCGCUCCGCCCUGUACCCUCGCUUCUUCGUCCUCGUGUCUGGCCUGGCUGACCUCCUGGGUGUUGAGGUCAAACCUUUUGUGUUGUGGAGAGCAAGUCAUGCUGCAGUUGCCUCUCUGUUGCCCUUGUCCGUCUACCGUUUCUCUCGAACUUUCUUCCGUUGCAAUGACACUGCGUGUUUGGCAGCCAUCUUGACCGCUUGUUCUCUCCACCUGAACGUUCUCGGAACGCCCCUGGUGAACAGCUUUUUGGCUCCGGCUAUCUUCUGGGUGGCUUCGGUUUCUGUUCUGUCUUCAACGAACGACCGUCCUUCCCGAAAACGUCGAGAGGUUUUCCUUCCGCACCUGUUGCCACCAACCAGGUGUGCACGAGAUGGUGAGUGCAGCAUCGCAACAUUUUUCGAGAGCACGCAAAGAGCUAAUUUUAGUCUACAGCAGGAUGGCGGUGUCCUGUCGGAAAUCAAAUCUGAAAGCAGUCGCGGCUGUAUGGCGGAAGUGGAUGAAACAUGGGCAAACAGGUGUUUCCCAAAUGCAAGCAAUUUGAAGAGUGGGGACAGUGAGGACACUGCAGCCCCAUCUUGGACAUCCGGUGUCGCUGAUCAGGUGAUGAUUUUGAUGGAACACACUUCUUUUAUUCUGUGUGGACUUGUUGCCGCUCUCUGCAUUUAUAUCAGAGUCGACACAGCUUUGUUUCUUGCAGUUAUUCUGCUUCCAUCGUAUUCAAUAAAGACAGUGAAUCAUGCAAACUUAGUGAAGUGCGUCAUCGGAGCAUGCGCAGGGACUGCGCUUGGACUGAUCGUCGACUUCCGGUUUUAUGGAGACAUCGUUGUGACGCCGAUUAACUGGGCGAAAUUCAACAUAUUCGACGAUUUCUCUUCCAAGUAUUUUAGUUCAUCUUCUUUUUUCAAGUACUUCGACGAGCUGUUCGUUCGUGAUAAAGGACAGUCUAUGCUUGGCAUAGUUAGCGUCGCUGGACUCGCCAUCUUGAUUUGUGGAAACAGGAAGUCGUCGGGAAGAAAGGCAGAAAAAGAAUCAGGUGAAAACAGUGUGGCGUUAGUGCUCCGACUCACAUUUUCUUGGCUGUUUUUGCUACUCGUGUAUUCUUGCAAAGGCCACAAGGAGGUGAGGUUUGUGCAUAAUGUGAUAGUGCUCAUCCUGGUGACAUCUGCGUCAGUCAUCUGCCAGACAGUUGCCAUUUGGAGACAAAAUGGCGGCGGCAACUUCUUGAAGAUCGUGUGGCUUUGUCUGGCCUUGCACGCUGCACUCCAGUGGAAAAGGUUUCCCUCAGCGCGUGACGGGUCCAACCAAUCGUGGGCGUAUCACGGCACGUGGGACAGCCACGACAUCAACGCUUGUUUGGCCUACGUUGGCGAGCAGACUGACGUCACUGGAGUGUUUGUGGACAGGAACUUACACGUGACUGGAGGAUACACUCUGCAUCGCGACGUCCCUAUCUUGACCUUUCUCACUCAUGAAUUCGUCGAGUUUGACUCCUCUUCAAAAAUCACCCUCCCUCAACCGACUCUUUUAUCCCCAGGUAAAAACAUCUCCUUUCUGACAUUCGACAAUCCCUCGAAUUAUGUUUCUGUGCAAAACGCUCCCUACCUGGUAAAACUUCUUAUCCAGAAAAGAAACUACAACUACGUGAUUAUUACGCGAAAAAGACGUUUCGUGUCUGUGGGCUACGAGACCGUUUUCGAGCAAGGUACCAUGCGCGUCAUGAAACGUACCUUCCAUCCCGACCACGAACGACAACUGCUUGAAAAAGCUGCACGCGCUCCCAUUGGAGUUAACUCCACUGUCUUGCAGUACGAAGGUGACGUGCUUUUCCGGUUCCAGAAGUUUCGACUGGCUGCGGAGAGAUACCUCGCGGCUCUGUCGCUGGACCCGAUGCAUGUACAUACAUUCCAGGGUCUGGUGGCCUGCGCCACGGAACUAGGAGACCAAGCGGAAGCAGGGCGUUGGACUCAAGAGUGCAUCGACAAGUUUGGGCAACUGAACUGCCGACAAACCACUCGGCAUCACAAACAUAAACCCUGAAAGACGACUAAUGUGACAUUUUAAGGCUUGUAAAAUUAUUUUAAAUGUUGGCUCAAUCUUACAAAGUGUGGCGAUGUUUUUGUGUGGGUCUAGUUGAUAAGUUUGCAAAAUUCCACCGUUUGCCCUCUUCGGCAGAAAUAUUUUCUGCUCCCCAUGACUCAGAACUUCUCCUUCAUACAAUUCACUCUUUAUUCAUGUCAAGUUCAGAUCGUGUAGCUUGUAGAAGACACUCACGGUGAAAGAAUGCUAGAAGCUAAGCCACACACUAUUCUCGAUCCCCUUUUCCCAUUUAAGCACCACACAAAGAGAACUGCUAAACGCUGAAUGGAUGUUGUCAUAGGACACCGGCCUAAGCCAGAUACCCUUAUUGCGACAUACCUCUACUAUGCAGGACAAACCUGGACAAAGUAAUUAUGAGUGCCACCCCACAUACACGGUACAAGCCCACCCUAAACUUUGCAAUUCUCACCUGGAGAUUGGAAAGACGCCAGGAACUCAUCUCUUGCGAGGGCACACACGUAGGCCCAGGGACAGGUGACAGCUCACUACCAUGAGCUCAAAAGUCUAUCGUUGGGUGGGACUAGAAUGUAGGUUUAUCAACCUGUACUUUUCACAAACAAUUAAUUAAAAAUUGCAAAU